CUGGCUCAGAGAGACAGAGGGAGAGAGACGGAGGCAGGUGGAGGGCGCAAACAGAGAGAAACCAAGUGGGAAGGAAAAAAACAAGAUGAAGGGAAGAAAGGAAAGGAGCGCUGCCUCUCGUAAAGCACGCUGACAGAAACAAACAGAAAGAGAGAAAGGCAGGGAGGAACUGGAUAACCCAGCGACUCCGGCACUGUUUCUAGCAGAGGCAAGGAGGAGGAAGAGUGCGAUGCUACAGUGCUGCUCUGCCUGAACCAAAGCAGGAGGGAAGGAAGGAGCAACAGAGAGGAGGAGGAGAAGGAAUCCCUCGAAAAAUAGCCUGAAGAGUGGACAGAGAAAGAGGAUGGAGGAGAGGAGAACACGCAGAAACCCCUGGGUGCUCAGGCUCACAUGAGUGUAUGGACCUGUGCCCGGCCGGAGUUACUACAAGAUGCUGUCAAAGAAAGAGUGUAUGAGGGCGGAGUGUUAGUGUGCGAGUGAUGGAUGUCUGUUUGCACAAACUACGGCCGCUCUGCAAAAGUCAGCAGAAGUAGACGAGAGGCUCGUGUCUCUGUCAGAGCAGGUGUGUGCGAGUGUCGGUGUGAGAACAUAUGACACACCAGCUGUUUUAGGAGGUAAACAGAGCCGGGGUAGCCCAGAGGAGAGGAGAAGGAAGGCACGUUCACGUGAAGAAGUGCAUGGAAGGCGAAUCGCACACGCGGAGUCAACCGGUUCAGAGUCACAGUUAGUGGUGUGAGGAAAGCGUGGCGGACAGCACAUUUAAUAGAAGACAGGGAGUUUACAAUGAGGUGUCACUGAGCUUCUCCGGGGUUCCUGACUUCUCUAUACCAAACCAGCCACCUGAAGCCACUCCCUACCUCAACUCAACCCAACAAGUGGACUUGAACACUGAGAGACAAGGACUUGAACCCCAGCUGUCUGGGAAGCCCACCUGAAGUGGGGUCAGUCCUGACUUUCUGUGCCCAGUGGAUGCCUCCUGACUCCAACCAUGGGAGAAUGGACCAUCCUAGAGCGCCUCCUGGAGGCCGCUGUGCAGCAGCACUCUACUAUGAUUGGAAGGAUCUUGCUGACUGUCGUUGUCAUCUUCCGUAUUCUGAUUGUGGCCAUCGUCGGAGAGACGGUGUACGAGGAUGAGCAGACCAUGUUCAUCUGUAAUACUUUACAGCCGGGCUGCAACCAAGCUUGCUAUGACAAAGCCUUCCCCAUUUCCCACAUCCGCUACUGGGUCUUUCAGAUCAUACUGGUGUGCACACCCAGCCUCUGCUUUAUCACCUACUCUGUCCAUCAGUCAGCCAAGCAGAGAGACCGGCGCUACUCUUUUCUCUAUCCAAUAAUGGAGAGGGACUACGGCGGAAGGGAUGGGGCUCGGAAGCUCCGCAACAUAAAUGGAAUUCUAGUUCAGCACGGAGGGGAUAGUGGAGGAGGGAAGGAAGAACCUGACUGUCUGGAGGUGAAGGAGAUCCCCAAUGCCCCACGGGGCCUCACGCAUGGGAAGAGCUCCAAGGUUCGCCGGCAAGAAGGGAUCUCCCGCUUUUACAUCAUUCAGGUGGUGUUCAGAAACGCCCUAGAGAUUGGCUUCUUAGCAGGCCAGUACUUCCUUUAUGGCUUCAGCGUGCCUGGGAUUUUCGAGUGCGACCGCUACCCGUGUCUCAAGGAGGUGGAGUGCUAUGUGUCCCGGCCCACAGAAAAAACGGUUUUCCUGGUCUUCAUGUUUGCCGUGAGCGGCAUUUGCGUGGUGCUCAAUCUGGCUGAGCUCAAUCAUCUCGGCUGGCGCAAGAUCAAGGCCGCCAUCAGGGGCGUCCAGGCCCGCAGGAAGUCUAUCUGUGAAAUCAGGAAGAAGGACAUGGCGCAUCUGUCUCAGCCACCCAACCUGGGACGCACACAGUCCAGCGAAUCGGCCUACGUCUGACGAUGAAGACAGACAACAGAGGGGGAGCGGGAUGAAUGUGCAACAGAGAGAAUGAACGAAUUCUGAUUUUAAUUUAAUGAAGAUGGUGUGGAGGUCAAACAAGAUGACCUCUCCUCUAUGACAGAAUGAAACAGAAUGUAAAAAAAAGACCAGACCUCAGGCGCUGAAAGUCAGCAGAGGCUUGAGAAGGAAGAAAAUUAGAGAGCAUCAAAGAGGACAAUAAAUUUCGUUUUGCAAACAUACAUAACAAAGACAUGCUGAUCUCAUAAGGAGAUAGUCCAACUGCCAUUUUAUACUUCUGUCUUUUUUAACUAACAACCUUCUCUGCUUCUCGUUUCUUAUGCGGAGAAUUAAAUCCUCACGGGGCUGAUCUAGAGAUGAGAGUAAGAGGGGAAGAGGGAGGAAAACAGAUGAGAGGCUGUUUUGUGUUCUCUGGGGAUAUUCGAAGGCGACAUGGUUGUUUGAUGCAUCCCAUGGUGCUUUUCUUCUGGACUGUGUCAGCCUCAGUGAAAAAAAAAAUGGGAGGGGGGGGCAGGAUAGGGGAUGGGACAGGGAGGAUGAGCAGCAGCAACAUUAUUAAAAAGAGGAACGGAAGAACUGUCAAAGCCGUGACAGACUCUGGGGAAUGAAGGCAAGUUUGAGAGUGAGGGAGAGCAGGAGGGAGACGUCACGCUUUGGGAAAACAUAUGAACCAAGGAAGGGGGGGGGGGGGGAGAAGACAGAACGUUUUUCUUUUGCUUCCUCUCUUUGCCUGCCUGAGAUUUUGAGGUAGACCGACGCCAAGAGAGAAAGCGCUGCCUCCCAACAGCGUGUCAUGCCUCUGCUGGAACACCGUUACAAGCCAAAACCAAGAGAGCAAGACUGACGAUGUUUAUGUUUUGUCUCUUGGCAAAAGUUGAUUUUAACACAAACACAGUGAGUACAAUAAACACUCCCCCACCCCCCUUCUCUGCCCUAUCCCUUACUCUUGCUCUGCUCCACUGUACAGACCUGUACAGCUGUACAGACCCGAGGGGUUUUUCGAACGACAGCAGUGACCUUCGCUGCUCUCCUGCUGCGUAAACAUCUGAGAGGAACUAAUGAACAAACGGAUGAUCGGCCAGACAGCGUCAGAAUCUGCUAAAGCACAAACUCCACUCCCUCCAGCUUUUUCGUGUGCUAAGAGAUGAAACAAAAAGAGAAGAGCGAAAGAUAACGAAAGAGCUCGAGAAGAGAUCGCUUUACUACAACUUUAAACAGAUUUUAUAAAACACAUCACAAUGAAUAAUGAUUUUUCUUCUUUUGAGAAAGCGAUGGUGCCAUCCUUGAGAUAUUUAAUUAUUGCUGAAACGUUACAUAGAGUAUAUCAUGGUAAUAUUAUUUAUCCAUUUAGAGUAUAUCCAAAUAGAUUUAUUUAUCUUUAUGGGGCGGGUUGAUUGGGAAAUCUUGUUGCUGUACUUUUUAUGUAUAAACUGUCUGUCUUUUCUUUUCAUUUUAGUUGAGUUUGAAGCAUUCGUCACUGUAGGUCCUGAUUAAUGACAUGCAUGGUGUAGGAAGGCGAGAGAUUUGUGAGCUUUGAUAUAAAAAAUGCUUUGAGGAUGUGCAGCUGAUUUUUUCAAACUUCUUUUGCAGCUCUUUAGAGUAACACUUAUUGUUACUUAUCUGCAUUUAAAAUGCAGUUACACCUUUAUGUGUUUUAUAGAGCCUUGGUUUUCUUCAAAAAUCAGCUGUGCAGCUUCAGGUAAUUAAGGCCUAUGAGCCAUUAGACAAAGGCAUGUUUACACAAUGCGGUGUUUCUUGAAUGAUCAAACUGUGUAACUGAUCGUAGUUGCUCUCUAGGGACAGUUGUAGGUUGUUUGUUUUUUUAAUUUCAGUGGCUUUCGUUUUGCAUUUCUUUCCUGACUGGAUUUCAGCAUGCAUGCAUGGUGAGAGAAAAGAGAACGAUGUGCAAGAAACAGAAAAAGAUAAAAGAUGACAGAAAGUGUUGCACCUUGAUUAUUGCAGACGAGUGAAAGAGUGGCAGACUGAAGGAAGUCACGCUGGGAAAAAGAUUGUAUUUCUGGACACAUACAGACAUGCACGAGUUUAUGAUGCAAAAGAUGGAGGGAACACACUGUGUGCCUACUGAACCAGAUAUAGAGACAGUUGGGUAUACUUUCGUUCCACCAGCAUGAUUUCCUCCUGUAACUCUGCGGGAGCAGGCCCAGGUGACUGAGACAAGGGCACAAGCACAUAGCAGUUCAUGCCAAACUCACAAUUUGUCUGUUUAAGUCUUUUUGCAGAGGCCAUAAUCAGUUUACAGGUAAUUGUUACAGACCAACACUCUGUGCUUUGGCCAUUUAGGAGUAUCAAGUGAGCAUUUGCAAACUGAUCAGCCCUAUGCAGCUCUAUAGCGCAGUGGCUUCUCUUUGAGACAUUUGGGCUUUGGUUCUAAAAGGGGCCAUCCUUGCACUAAUGCAACUUUCUCACUUUGCUUAUAUGGCAGAUAAGCUGUAAGAAAGACACAGCUACAUGCAUUCAUCCCCAUCCAGAAAAUGAGAGAAGAGAAGAUGGCAGAAUAACUAACAGCCAAAAAAGCUUUGUUUUUAAUGGGGUAAAGUCUGUUUUUAUGUCCUGGUGACAACUGGAAUUAGAUGUGAUUGACAUAAACCCUCAAAUAAGGCAUUAAAAGAUGGCUGCAAAGUGGAGACAUGCUUCAUAUGACAUACAUAUGACCCAGGGGCCAGAACUGGCAAAGACUCCAAUCCGGCCCCACUGCACAGCUUUGGAAAUCCUUAAGGAAGGCAUACAUUUUGGAUUUUUAACAGCAUUUUAUUUUAUUAGUUUUACAGCUUUACCUUCAUGUUACAAGAAAGUAUUUCAGUAAUGCAUAAAAAAUUAAAUUACAGAAAAGUUCCUGUUUUUUCUACUAUAGACAAGAAACAAGAAACUUGUGACUUGGAUAAACUUUCAGAAUUGCAAUUAUAAGAGAGUUAAUGAGUUACAGCUACUGACACAUUUAUUUCUUACAAUUUAACCCAAAAAGAGUCACGCUGAUAGAUUUCUUUCAUUUAUUACAGCAACAUUUCUUAAUCUUGUGUAUUUUCUACACAGUCCGCCUUUAACUUAUAUUUCAUGUUAAGUCAUAAAAACCAUGCAGAGUACAUAUAAAUGAUCACUGACCAUUUUAAAAAGAAAAAUCCGUCCCACAAAAUUAUAUUGAAGCUAUAGUGGAAACACUCUGGAUAUGACAUGAUGCUAAGUAAUGGCCCUAGAUCUGCAGUUGGCCUUUGAGCUUAAGCAGCAGCUGAUGUAGCAGAUGAAAAGCCCCCAACUCUCUAUUUUUACAUUCACUCUUACUUUCAUAAUCUCUGUGAUUCUUACAGGUGAUUAUCCCCAGAUUUAGUCUCUUCUGAGGAUGCCGAUGGGACUCGGUGAAAUCAGCGAAGUUUACUACGUGAACUAGGAGGGACAAAUGUGCUGACAGGCCAUGCCAGAAUGCCUAAGGGUUGAGCAACCCCUUGGCCUUCACUUACUGUGAGCAUGUACUUCUAGUGAAAGCUUAAAUGCUGACCUUGAGCUUAAAAGCCAAGCCAAUGUCCUGUACUAUAUGCAGCUCCGGCUGAAGAGUCACUGCACAGUACAGCGCUGAUCUAAUCCCUGCAGAGCACAGGUCAGUGCUGGUGUGAGGACUAUUUUUACUGAAUGGCGUGCACGCAUGUUCAACAUACACUCAUUCCGCUACGAAAACAAGCAAAUGCAAAAGUAGGAAGAGGAGUUUGAGCUCAGUUUAGAGCUCUUGGAUUCUGUCGUUAUGUCUGGUUUCAUUCAGGUCAGAAACACAAACAUGCACGCAGUGUGAGGAUGUGGAAGGCCAUAAACGUGUCCUGGUUUUCUUCGGUUUACAUUUAUCCAGAGUUCAUUAGCGACUUGCAGCCAGUCAGUGGGUCCAUCACGUUCCAAAAGUAAAAGCAGGCCUCAGUUCUUCCAGCAGUCCACUACUCUCCACCGUCUGCUUUUCUAUUUGUCAAUGUGAAAUGAAUUAUGCAAUUUAUUUUUUUGUUUUUUAUUUGCUUCUCUUUUUGACUUGUGGGUUCAUUUUGUUGUCUGUUGCUCUUUUCGUGCAGUGACAUAUCAAAAAAAAAAAGAAAGAUGUUUUUUCUAUGUAACGGAACAAAAAAAAAAAACUAUAUGUGUAAAAUCAAAGGUAGAGUUCUGAAAUAUAAGACUAGCAGAAAAUAUGUUAUAUUUCCUCCCUUGCCAAAGUGAUAUGCAAAAUUUAAUUAAUUUUCAAAGAGUUUUUUUAUUUUAAAUGCAUGUGUAAUUGCUAGAGUAAGCAUGUUUCUAUGUUUUCUUCAACAGAAUCUUAAAAGAAAGGCUUUUUAAAGUCCAAAAUAUGGAAUGAAGCUAUUUUGUCUCGAUGCCAAGUGUGUAUAUAAUUUACCCAGUUUUCAGACACUACAGAGCCAUGCAGAGUAUACCAACUCAGUGAUGUUAAAACUACCUAUUACAUUUUAGCCAUUUGAAUUUCCAAAAGGCUAGAAAAACCACUGCAUACGGUAAAUCUUCUAGUUCAAGAAAUUUGCACACAGAUAUAUACCUUUAUAAUUAGUUGAGCUUUGUAAGCCAGUCGCUCAAAUGUUGUACUGUAAAAACCACAGGGUACACAGGAAUAUGAACGUACAGGUAAAAGACUGGCACCAUUUAGAUGUCAGAUGUCAGAACAUUCCAGGGUUUAGCCUCCAGCACAAUGUGUAACUGACCUACAGUUUCCAGUGUUUUAGUGUUCGAUGAUUGAAUCCUCAGUGAAGCUCCCUACGGACAACCUAUUCAGGAAAGAAAACUGGUGAUCUUUUACACCAGUCUCUUUUUUAGUACAAAUACACAAAAGAUUGCUUUUAUAAAAACAGUAUGCAUGUCAGCAUACCUUCCAUUUUCAAUCUAACCUUGUACUGUAAAGCCCAACAAUGAAAAUUGUCCUCAAGCCUGAUUGUUUACCUGUUGGUGCUACUGAGGUUGGAUUUCAGAUACAUUGCCACAUUCCCUAAUGUCCAGCACACUACUGCCCACAAAUGUACCACAGAUCAGUGCAGGUCUCCUUAAAACAAAUCAAGCCGUUUCUCUUGACUGUUACUAACAGAUGGCCACGUGUGCAAAAGCAUACAGCCUGAUGACAUCAUUUCCCUAACUCUCCACUUACUUUACAAAGCAGAAAAGUAGCAAACAAAUUGAUUCCUCAGGAAACGCAGCCUGUAAAUGAGCUGUUUCAUUCAUUCACACAGAGCUCAUUGAACCUCUACAUAACUCUUUAUUCUGCUGCCAGAAAGACCUUAAAUUAACUUAAUCACAUUAUGUAGCCAAUUUUAAGGGCUAUUAGUGGCCUCUGAGCAAGUUUUGAAAAAUGCCCCUCUCAUACAUUCGAGGGCUUCUUACUACAAAUUGAAAAGCCAUAGAAAACAGAAAAGACAAUUCAAACUAGGCAUGGACAAUGUGCACUCAUAGGCCAAGAUUAAUAUAGUAUCGUCAGUUAGGCAUUAAAAUCAUUUUUGCAUUUAAAUUGAAAAUUAGACAACUUGUGUCAAACGAAAAGCUUUUUACUCAGUUUAAUUAAAUGGAAAUGAAAGUUAUAAAACUCCUUUACUAGAUGUUCAGCUUCAUUUUAUUGUGAAACAAAAUGUUCCCUCUUCCUCCUCUGAGCUCUGGGCGAUGCUGGUGCUGCCACCCUACAAGGUGCAUAACACCCAUUUCAGGUUUCAGGAAUGCACCUCUCAGUUAUAAUUACUUCAUCUAAUUAGACUGAGUGGUAGAUCCAGGCAGGAUGGAAUUUAACCAGUGCUGCCGCUACCUACAGAAGUGGUCACAGUGCCAUUGAUGUGAUAUUACUACCUGGAAAGCUUCAGGUUGUUACAUUUAGUGGAAAAAAGGAGGUGCAGAACAAGUGGAACAUACAUCAGUUCCACCCCCUUAUUUUCCAUCCUCCUGAUUAAGACCAGCAUUUCAUGAGCUCAGACCACGCUGUGUCUUUAAACCGAUGUUACAGUGAGAGGGAUGAAACCAGAAUUGUUGUGUUUUAGGGGAAUGGGGGAGCAAUGUGAAACAUGGCCAAUAUUUGGCAUCCAUUAGUGGUGAUCAAUAUUUAAAGGAUAAUAGAGAUAGAAUAUAGAGAAUAUAGUUAAAAAAAUGUAGCCCUAGGCAAUCAUCAUUUGUAAGCUUAACCUUUGCAGUCAUCUGUGACAUCUCCAGAUGUAAAAAACAUGGACUGAACACAUGAACAAUGGACUACACGCUGAAACACGCUCACACUUGUAACUGUGAUCGGAGAACCUGUCGUUUCUGACUGCUGAUUUUACAAUGUACGUGACGGACCUUCGUUGAAGGUUCACUGUAUAUUUCUGACUGGUGUACUGUAUGUAAAGACUGAAUAAAACCUUGAAUGUUACAUCGAGCCUGAA
This is a messenger RNA of Pelmatolapia mariae (spotted tilapia), 8319 nucleotides long. RefSeq names its product gap junction delta-2 protein (gene gjd1b). The coding region runs from base 989 to 1909 and encodes 306 amino acids. Gene Ontology annotation, biological process: cell-cell signaling. The record is from RefSeq and is a predicted model, not a curated record. Gene Ontology annotation, cellular component: connexin complex. Gene Ontology annotation, molecular function: gap junction channel activity. Lineage: Eukaryota; Metazoa; Chordata; Actinopteri; Cichliformes; Cichlidae. The transcript is spliced from 2 exons.